This is a messenger RNA of Paramacrobiotus metropolitanus, 3295 nucleotides long. Its product is annotated as protein argonaute-2-like. NCBI's taxonomy places the organism in Eukaryota, Metazoa, Tardigrada, Eutardigrada, Parachela, Macrobiotidae. The record is from RefSeq and is a predicted model, not a curated record. The transcript has 14 exons. The coding region runs from base 139 to 2829 and encodes 896 amino acids. Gene Ontology annotation, molecular function: protein binding; RNA binding.
UGCUGCAGGCUGCUGUACUAAUAAUGGUACAGUAUUAAAGCCGCAGCAGCCUGUGGUUCUAAUCGCUUUCUACUAUAGACUCUCCAAUAGAGUACUGUACAGUACAGUGACAGAAGCUUCUCUGCAUGAUUGGUCAGAAUGGCAACAUUGGUGGCUGUAAAACGGGAUCCGAAGAAAGGAUUUGGAAGCUUGGGACGACCAGUUCCGCUGCAUGCCAACCAUUAUGGCAUUAGAACUCCCACGUCGGGAUACAUUUAUCAUUACGAUGUGGAUAUGCUGUUCGAGAGAAGCGACCCGGCCGCCGGAGACGCACCACAGACAGGUACCCAGAGAAAGGAGAAGAAAAAGAAGGAAAAUGCGCCCGCUAAAGAUCCCAAAGCGGUCCCCAGAGUGCUGAAGCAGAAGAUCAUGUCGCUUUUCCUGAGCGCACCGAACACACAGCCCUUUCUGAACGGCUGCAAACCUGCUUAUGAUGGAGAAAAAAACUUGUACUCCGUGAAGGAAUUGAAGGUUGCUCCAGAUCAUGUUUUUUCGGAGCUGGUGACUGUGCCCCGAGACGAAGAAGGUGGAGAACGAUUAGUGCGGGUUUCUGUCCAGCAGUGCAAACCACUGGCGAUAUCAUGGGUUGAACUCUACGAUUGUAUGGCAGGAAAGCGCGAUACUAUGCCUAUUGUUAUUCUUCAGUGCAUUAACACGGUGUUUCGACAAGCAGCUUUGUCAACCGCAACCAAUAUUGCUAUUCGGCGAUCAUAUUUCUCGCGACAUUUAGCGGAACCUGUACCUCUCGGUCAGGGAAGGGACAUGUGGACAGGAUACUACUCCAGUGCCCGACCCACGCAGUGGAAAGUGAUGCUAAACUUGGAUAAAUCACACACGGUUUUCUAUGGCCGUCAAGAAUUGUUGGGAUUCUUAUCCCAAUUACUAAACGAUUCACCCUCUAGUUUAAACGUGAUCCAGCGGAAAACCUUUGAAAAAGAAAUCAAAGGGCUAAAGGUGGAAACGAAACACAGCGGUGGCAUCCGGCGCGUUCGUGUGACUGGUGUUACCGAACAGACAGCCGAAAAACUCUUCUUCGACUUGAAUGGACAACAAAAAAGUGUAGCAGAUUAUUUUAAGUCUGAGUACAACAUCGUGCUAAAACAUCGUGGAUUACCUUGCUUAAAGGUGGGAACGAAAGGAAGUUAUUUACCACUUGAAGUCUGCUGCUUGGCAGAGCAAAAAUGCGACAAAAGAAUGACUUCGGAUCAGACGGCGGCGAUGGUGAAAAAAUGCACACAGACUGCAAAUGAUCGCAAAAGAUUCGUGGAGAACACUCGCCGAAAUGGUGUUAAAUAUGACACCGACCCGACUUUGAAAGAAUUUGGUAUCACGGUUGACAAAGAUAUGGCCAAAGUGGAAGGCAGACAGUUGGAUGCUCCCACUAUUACAGCCGGAGACAAAGCUGUAACAGUCAAAUCAGCUGAUGGAACAUUCGACCCCCGUAACAUUAGAUUCGCUACUCCCGGAAUACUGAAAAAUUGGGUAAUCAUUAGCUUGGUGGAUGAGCGGCGUGUUGAUGUUUCCGCAUUCGUCGAAUCGCUGGUUAACAUGGGAAAGCAAAAGGGGAUGGACAUAAACUAUCCGGAACAACAGAAAGUACCUAAAGUUACUGACUGGCGAAAUCCCGACUUUGUCCAAAUUAUGCGGCAGAUCGUCAAAAACUUUGGGAGUGUCAAAGUGGAUUUAAUUAUGGUGUUGAUCAGUCAGGACACACAGUACCCUGAAGUAAAAAAAGCCGGCGACGUGAUUGUGGGGGUACAAACACAGGUCGUCAAGGGCUUUACGAUACAGAAAAACAGCGGUCCCAAAUUACAGCAACUAGUUGGGAACGUGCUUCUGAAAGUCAAUGCAAAAGUUGGUGGCGUGAACGUACAUGUGUCUAAUUUCUUAACUGCGAAGGAUAAACCGCUCCCGAGGAUGUUCGAACACCUGAAACGUUUUGUGGAAAAGCCGACCAUAGUAUUUGGAGCUGAUGUUACGCAUCCGUCACCAGGAGAGUCCAAAGAUAAACCAUCGAUUGCGGCCGUUGUUGCCAGCCAUAAUAGGACGUUUACAUCAUACAGUGCUCGCGUGAGUGCUCAGGGCCAUCGACAGGAGAUUAUGGCAGAUUGUCUGCGCGAUUUGAUUGCCGAACUGUUGAUUGAAUUUCGAAAUCGCAAUGGUGGCCGCAAACCGGAAAGGAUUAUUUUCUACCGGGACGGUGUCUCUGAAGGGCAAUUUGAGCAGGUCAUGCACCAGGAAGUAUACGCCCUUCAGCGUGCCUGUAACAAACUGGAACCGGGCUAUCAACCCCACAUCACAUACGUCAUUGUUGGCAAACGUCAUCACACCAGAUUUUUCUGUCAGAAUAAGAACGAUGAAGUUGGUCGUGGCGAGAACGUGCCAGCAGGCACUGUGGUGGAUAAGGGAAUCUGCCACUUCACCGAAAUGGAUUAUUUCUUGUGCAGUCAUGGAGGUCUGCAGGGAACAUCUCGCCCAGCGCACUACAAUGUCCUGUAUGAUGAUUCGGACUUCAGUGCUAACGAAAUUGAAUUAUUCUCAUAUUAUCUGACAUACUGCUAUGCGCGCUGCAAUCGCAGUGUCUCUAUUCCGGCCCCAGCUUAUUACGCGCAUCAUGUUGCCUUUCGGGCGCGCCACCAUCUUUCGGACAGUGGAAUAGACACAAUAAGUACUCCGUCUUCUGGUUCCGGAUCUGGUUCCUCCAUCGAUAUCAAACUGCUGAACGAGAAAAUCAAAAUUCACGAGAACUUCACGGAUCCAAAGGGGAAGAACAACAUGUACUUCGUUUAAGAAGAAUCAUGCUUAGACUGGACGAGCCUUGGAAUCGUUUUAUGUAUGACCCGUAAGGCGACUCAAAAAAAAGAAUCAUCCGUAUAUUUUUUUCAGGUUUAAAGCAUGCUUGUCUAUCAGUUAUCAUUAAGUAGAAUGUGUACACAUACAGUAUAUAAAAUUUUAGUAUUAGGGUUAGUGCGUAAUUGUCGGAUGCUUUUUGACAUCUCGCUUACUGCUCGUUUUUUUCCUUAGUGGAAAUAUUAUUUUGGUUUCGUACAACGCUUUUGCGGACGUUGUGUUUUUUGUCCACGUGUACGAACCGGUUUCGGCGAUUUCGUCUUCUUUUGAGUUACUGUUCUGUAUAAUUAUUACCGCGUUUUUAACUUUAUGAAUGUUCACUUGCCACUCUUGUGUCAUAACUGCAGUAUAUAACUGCGACAUUCCAUUUUCGGCUUAGGCCACAUUGAACAAUUAUGGGCCUUGU